CGGGGCGCCAUGGCCGAGAGCGGCGGCGGCAGCGCCCGGCUGUGUCGCCGCUGCUGGAAGCGCCACAUCGUCCGGCAGCUGCAGCAGCGGGAUCGGGCGCAGAAGGCGCGCUUCCUCGACCUGGUGCAGGCCUAUAACAAGCUCUUGGAAAAAUCCAACCUGGAAAACCUCACUGCAAAGCUGCAAGCUAAAUCUCUGGAUAACUUGCGUGGAUUCCCUCCCAGACCCACCCAGGAGACCCCUGACUGUUUCUUGGGGGCAGUCUUGGGCUCUGCAGAAACGACGGAGAGCCUGAAGGGGAUUCAUGAGAGACAUUUGGCGGAGGUGGAAAGCAUCAAUGGGCAGCUUGCCUACAGCAUCUAUGAAUGGAACUUGCAGCUCAAAGCGAAAGAUGCCGAACUGGAGGAGCAGAGGGGCAGGCUAGCCGGCCUGAGCGGACAGGUCUCUGAGCUGGAGGCCGAGCACCGCCUGCUGCGGGAGCAGGUGGAGGAGCUGAGCCGCAGGACCGCGGCCAUGAAGGACGACUACGGCUCUCUGCACCAGCGCUACCGGCAGCAGGACGCGGACUUCCGCCAGGCGGUCGAGAGAGGCCUGGAGCUGCUUACGUGCCUCAUGCAGAAGAAAGCGGAGGCUGCCGAACACAGGAACAAGGCCCUCGAGAGGGCAAAGCAAGACCGGCUGGCCAAGGAGCUGAAGAAGGCAGUAAGGACCCCGGUUGGCAUUAAGGUAGAGCCAGAAGAUGGGAAGGCUGAUGAGCAAAAGAUGCCACGCAGAGAUGCCCAGGAGGAGUCUGGCGAGAAGAUGUUGAAAAGGCCCUUUCGAUCUGCUUCUGCUACUUCCAUGACCCUCACCAGAUACGUGGGUGUUUUCAAAGGUUUGUUUGAUUUCAGGAUGAAACGUGGCAGCUCCUUCAGCAGCCCGUCGGAGGAACGGUCCUAUUACAUCCCCUCCUGUGCGGCCGCCUGCCUUCCGUCAAGAGUGAGGGACGAACAGGAAGGCCAUGCCUCCGAAAUCAACGCUGCCAGGUUCAGUCCCAAUUCAUCCGUCCUGGCCACUGGCGGGGCCGACAAGCUGAUCAGGCUCUGGGAUGUGGCAGGAGGGCGAAUGGAGAAAGUGAAGACACUGGAAGGGGCGAACGGAGGGAUCACCAGCGUUGAGUUUGACCCAUCGGGAUUUCACGUCUUGGCCGGUACAUACAACAAUGCUGCUCAGCUAUGGAAGGUUGACGACUGCCAUUUCAAGGAGGUUCUGACGGGGCACACAGACAAAGUGACAGCUGCAAGGUUCAGAGCCACCCGGCACCAAGCUGUGACGGGCAGCCGGGACAGGACGGUGAAGGAGUGGGAUUUGACCAAAGGGGCGUGCUACAGAACCAUUGGCGUCUUCUCCUAUUGCAAUGAUAUUGUGUGUUGCGACACCUUCAUCAUCAGUGGACAUCAUGACAAGACCAUCCGUUUCUGGGACAGCAGAGAUCCCCGCUGCACACAGGUGAUCCCUGUGGAAGGCAAGGUGACUUCCUUGAGCAUCAGUCCCGAUCAGAUGCAUCUACUGAGCUGCUCCAGGGACAACGCCCUCAAAGUCAUCGACCUUCGAAUGCACAACAUCCGGCAGGUCUUCAGGGCUGAGGGAUUCAAGUGCGGUUCCGAUGGGACCAAAGCAGUUUUCAGCCCCGAUAAAAGCUAUGCCCUGGUUGGCUCCGCAGACGGCGCUCUCUACCUAUGGAACAUGGAGACGGGGAAGCUAGAGACCAGCCUGCCUGGAGUGCACAGCUCACCUGUGAACGCUGUGGCUUGGAGCCCCUCUGGAGCCUAUAUUGGGAGUGUGGACCGAGGCAGGAAGGUGGUCCUCUGGAGCUGAGCUCUGUGGCCACGUGGAGAUGAGGAUGAUGCCAGGCUCCUGUCUCUCUCU
This is a messenger RNA of Lacerta agilis (Sand lizard), 1908 nucleotides long. RefSeq names its product autophagy related 16 like 2 (gene ATG16L2). NCBI's taxonomy places the organism in Eukaryota, Metazoa, Chordata, Lepidosauria, Squamata, Lacertidae. The coding region runs from base 10 to 1857 and encodes 615 amino acids. The transcript has 18 exons. Gene Ontology annotation, molecular function: protein binding. Gene Ontology annotation, cellular component: autophagosome membrane. Gene Ontology annotation, biological process: autophagosome assembly; negative stranded viral RNA replication. The record is from RefSeq and is a predicted model, not a curated record.